AUGCUUCUCUCACGCCAAACUCAGCUGUUGGUUGCCAAGGUUGCGCCCAGUCUCGCGCAGACCGCCCAGCUCUCCAGCGCCGACUACUCGACCAACCUGAAGGAGGUUUUGGCGAAAAAGAUCCCUGCUCACAACAAGGAUGUGGCUGCUUUCCGCAAGGAGCACGGUGGAGAUGUCAUUCAAAAGAUCACGAUUGAUAUGGUGAGAUUUUUAAUUGUUUUUUUUUGUUGGUUUAGGUAUCAUGUGUAAUAUGCAAAGUGAUGAAAUUCGGAUGACGAUGUCGGUACUAGCAGUUAUGUUAGAAAUUUUUGAAUGAGAAUAUAAAUCAAUUUGAGAGGCAUGAGAUUCAUGUUUCAGGUCUACGGUGGUAUGCGCUCCAUGAAGGGAAUGGUCACCGAGACCUCCGUCUUGGACCCCGAAGAAGGCAUCCGCUUCCGUGGUUACUCCAUCCCCGAAUGCCAAGAGCUCUUGCCCAAAGCGGCCGGAGGACAAGAACCCCUCCCCGAAGCCAUCUGGUGGCUCCUGUGUACCGGUGAAAUCCCCGACCAAAAGCAGGUCGAAGCCAUCUCCAAGGAGUGGGCCCAACGCGCCGAACUCCCCGAACAUGUUGUGACCACGUUGAACAACUUCCCCGCCCACCUCCAUCCCAUGGCCCAGUUCACGGCCGCCAUCGCCGCCCUCCAAUCCGAGUCGAAAUUCGCACAGGCCUACGCCAAGGGAGUGCACAAGACCACCUACUGGGAGCACACCUACGAAGACGCCAUGAACUUGCUGGCCAAACUCCCCACCGUCGCCGCCACCAUCUACAAGAACAUUUACCGCGAUGGAGUGGCGGUCGCCCCCAUCGACCCCAAACUCGACUGGUCCGCCAACUUUGCCAACCAGCUCGGCUACAACGACCCGCAGUUCGUCGAACUCCUCCGUCUCUACUUGGUCAUCCACUCGGACCACGAGGGAGGAAAUGUCUCGGCUCACACCUCUCAUUUGGUCGGCUCUGCCCUCUCGGACUCGUACUACUCAUUUGCCGCUGCCAUGGCCGGACUUGCAGGACCACUCCACGGACUGGCCAACCAGGAAGUUCUCAUCUUCUUGAAGAAGUUGAUCCAAGAAGUCGGAGAGGAUUACAAUGAACAGAAAUUGAAGGACUGGAUCUGGAACCAUUUGAAGAGUGGACAGGUGAGAUGAGACGGAUUUUUGAGGGCUUUGAGGAGGAGUAGACGGAUUUUGGAGGGGGUUGGAUGAAAAAUUACGUUGUUUUAGGUAAAAAGUUGAUGUUUUUGGGUGGUUUUGGGGAUUUUUGAUGGUUUUUUUAAUGAAAUGAGGGAUGAGAGAAUUUUUGGAGGCAGUUGAAGUCUAAUUUUGGAAAAACUUUGAAGGAAAAUUACCUUAUUUUAGAUAAAAAUUUAGAUUUUAGAGAAAUUUUUGGGAUAUUUGAUGGUUUUUUUUUGAUGAAAUUAUGGAUGAGAGGAUUUUGGAGGCAGUUUAAGCCUAAUUUUAGAAAAAUUUUGAAGAAAAAUUACCUUAUUUUAGGUAAAAAUUUUUUAUUUUGAGAAUUUCCUGGGAUUUUUUUUUGAAUUUUGAACACUAAUUACGGCUUUUCCAGGUUGUUCCCGGAUACGGUCACGCCGUGCUCCGCAAAACCGACCCCCGCUACACGUGCCAACGAGAGUUUGCCCUGAAGCAUUUGCCCAACGACAAGAUGUUCAAGCUGGUCAGCGACGUGUACAAGGUGACCCCCGACAUCCUGCUCGAGCAGGGCAAGGCCAAGAACCCCUGGCCGAACGUGGACGCCCACUCCGGAGUCCUGCUGCAACACUACGGCCUCACCGAAAUGAACUACUACACCGUGCUGUUCGGUGUGUCGCGCGCCCUCGGCUGCCUGUCGCAACUGAUCUGGGCCCGCGGAAUGGGCCUGCCCCUCGAAAGACCCAAGUCCCACUCCACCGAAGGCCUAAAGAAACUCGUCAAGGCCGCCUAA
Bursaphelenchus xylophilus (pine wood nematode) is the source of this 1978-nucleotide messenger RNA. Lineage: Eukaryota; Metazoa; Nematoda; Chromadorea; Rhabditida; Aphelenchoididae. The record is from the annotation of a GenBank genome assembly.